AUGCUAAUUCUUUUAUUACAAGUAUUAUUUGCUGCGAUACGUACUAUUUCAUCAUCUGCUUUAAAUAUUAUGAUGUAUUCAUUUAUUUCACGUAUUUUUAAUAACUGGCUUGGUUUUAAUAGUUUUAUAUCAUUCUUUUGUUCGAUUUACUGUUUAUCAAAAAUAGUUAAUUUUUUCAAGCGUACAUGGUUAAAAGCUAGAUUACGAAAUAAAAAGCCCGAUGAAAAAAUCUCUAGUGAUGGAUUGACAUGGCAUUCACCAACAACGAUGAAAACCGAAGAUGAAAAUGAACCAAUUGCUAAAUUUGAAAACGAUUGGAAAUAUUUAAUUGAUGAUGAUGCUAAAAAUAUAUUUCCGUCCAUUGUUAAUAUCCCAUUUACUAAUGGUUGGUUACUUAUUGCAACAAUACUUCUGAUUGACUAUCAAAUGGAGAGUCUAGGCUAUAGUUAUACAGUAUCAUUAAUUCGAAUGAUGAUUUUUUUGAGCUUAUUAAUAUGUGGUUCAACCGUACGCUAUCAAACAUUAUGUGAACGUGAAAAUAAAAAGUUUUUUGAUGUAAUGAUCAAACAACGAGAUGAAAUUGAACGUUAUAUAAUUUAUUCAAAUAACAGUGCUCCUGUUGGAUCUGCUUGUUUACAAAUAAAAGAUACUCCUGAAACAUCGAUGUUUACAGUACAAUUAUAUCAAGUGAAUUCGAAAUUUCAUGAUUAUAUAUAUGAUAUAGGAGAUUAUAUGUGUCAAAGUUUAAUAGAACGUGUUAAAAUUUAUGCGAAGGAAAACAAAAAAUCUGUUCGAUUAAUAUGGUCAUUUCCAACAUGUAAACAACUGUGGACAUUUGCAAUUAAAAAUAAGAAAUUUAUUUUGAAAAAUACAUAUAAAGAUUUUUCAUUUUUUCCAUUAAUCGAUUCUCACAUUCAACAAUAUGAAUAUUAUUAUGAAUAUGAAGAUUUAUCAGCAGACGUUGCUAAUGAAAUGUUAGCAGACGAAUAA
Molecule: messenger RNA, 990 nt
Organism: Rotaria socialis
Lineage: Eukaryota; Metazoa; Rotifera; Eurotatoria; Philodinida; Philodinidae
Source: the annotation of a GenBank genome assembly